Volvox carteri f. nagariensis is the source of this 246-nucleotide messenger RNA. RefSeq lists its product as uncharacterized. The record is from RefSeq and is a predicted model, not a curated record. NCBI's taxonomy places the organism in Eukaryota, Viridiplantae, Chlorophyta, Chlorophyceae, Chlamydomonadales, Volvocaceae. The annotation marks the transcript as partial. The transcript has a single exon.
CCAAAGGGGUGUCGCGGAGUCGACGCUAGGAGGGCCGGAGGGCCCGAAAGGGGUGUCGCGGAGUCGACGUUAGAAAGGCCGGAGGGCCCAAAAGGGUGUCGCGGAGUCGACGCUAGGAGGGCCGGAGGGCCCGAAAGGGGUGUCGCGGAGUCGACACUAGGAAGGCCGGAGGGCCCAAAGGGGUGUCACGGAGUCGACGAUAGGAAGGCCGGAGGGCCCAAAGGGGUGUCGCGGAGUCGACGUUAG